AUGGCAUUCUUUGGGAGACUUGUUGAGGCGGAUCGGGAGGUGACAUGCUCAAAACCAUUGCAGCUCCUCAAGAAAUUUGAAAGAACCUUGGUGGGAAGAGUCCUCAAUCUGGAGAUCUCAGAGGCUCAGGUGAAGGCGUCACUGGCGUUUUUACCUUCGGUGUGGCAGUGUGAAGGUCGUGUGCACGCCUUGAGAUGA
Messenger RNA from Arabis nemorensis, 198 nucleotides. Lineage: Eukaryota; Viridiplantae; Streptophyta; Magnoliopsida; Brassicales; Brassicaceae. The record is from the annotation of a GenBank genome assembly.